AUGAGGAACAAGUCGCGAAAGCGCAACGGCAACAACGACAAAAGCCAGAAAACCGCCAACAAGGACGCCUGGCGCGUCGAGUUGGACGCGACAUCCAUCAACGACGAUCGCUGGUGGUGUAUAGCGACGAUGAUGGUGGAGACGACGGUCGAGCACAGUCGCCACGUCUCUCUGUUAAACGAGACUGCCGAGGGUGAGAAACGAACGACGCGCGUUUGCUACCUGAGUCGCGGGAAUGCGACGGCCACGGUGAAAACGUUGUCGGAAGAAGAUCCCGAGAAAUGUCCCGUCGUACAGCGUAUCUGUCAUUACGCAAAUGCGCUGCUAAGCGAAAACAACGGCGAUCUGUCCGCCUGGCUGAUGGCACGGGUCGUCAAGUACCUGAUUUAUCGCGCCAAAAUCGAGCACGGACGGGGGACAAGGGUGGAGCGGGAUUUUGAGAUCUUGGCUUCUUCGCAGAGCGCCAUCGAAGGACCUGGAGGAACUCAGCGUGUCGGGGCUGGGUAUGUGUCGGACGGCAAAGGGAGCACGCGGCAACGCAGUGCGAAGGACGUUCCUUUUCACGAGCCCGAUCUCUACGUCGUACUUAGCGGCUUUCACGAUCCUGAUUUGCCCGUGGAACUGUUGAGCGUCGGAGUUCCUCUCACCUGUAUAUUGCAGAUUAAACUCCCGGGCGAGCCGGCGACCGCGUACCGCGCAGCGGACGGGCCGACGUUCGCGAAGAAAACGAGUUUGCCCGCAGAUUAUCGUGCCGGCGAGCUGCUCGACUUUUGGACCAUCACGAACCGACGCUUCUCCGACCCGUCGACCUACCCCGCGUAUUCAAACAUAGCCGUCCUCACUUUCUGCCCACCGCUAUUGCCGAGGAGCUACCGCGGUUUCGAGAAGAGAUCUUUCAUGCGAGACACAUACGACGAGAUGUCUCGCACUCUGCGCCAUUUGCAUCACCUUCACAGACAGCACGCCAAUUAUCUGGGAAGUAUGAAGUUAGAGAAGAGGAUCCUCGAGACACGAAGUCCAUCGAUAGACACUAGGAUUUACGAAGACACGCUGAGCGAUAUAUCUAACGAAUGCAUCGACGUGCCAUUGAUAUUGUGCGCGAUGCUCUUGCAGGUCGAAGCCAAUCUCGCGGGAUCUCCCGACGAGUACUCCUCUGCCGAACGUAACGCGGAGCUUCGCGGCGAAGAUACAUCGACGAGUCGCGUAUCGCAAAGUGAACGAAUGUUUCCGCGCACUGUACGGGAUAAACUCGAACGGCUUGAUCACGAAUAUGAACUUCGCGAAAAGCAUACCGAUCGGUCGUCGCGAUCUUCCGAUAUCGAGCUUACACUGCACGGAGAUACUUUGAGCGCGAUCGUUCGGCACAUUGAUCAUAAAAAAUCGAUCGAUCUGGUCGACGGGGUCCUACGCAUUUUGCAAGAUCCACGGAUAACGAAUGUCUGGCGAGAUCAUGAGGCGCCGGAGAGAUCGAAAGCCGAGAUGUACUCUCGUCACUUGGACAGUAUCGCUAAAAUGUUCGAUCGAGAACGGACGGUCAGUCGCGAAGAGAUGGCGCAUUACUUGCACCUCCUGAUGUUCGACAAGCUGAUUUUUUCCGGAAAUAAACGCGAGGAAGAGACACGAUGGACGAGAGGCGAAUCGUCGGGGCCGCGACCGACGACGACGAGGAGGAGGAGAUCACGGAGCGCGCCGAAUCUUACGCCGCCCUCGAUGGUAACGUGUAGCUUACGCGGUUCCGACACCGCGAUCGAUUACGGCGGUUCAGCGGUCGCCGAGUGGUCGCUUUUAUUCGCGUUAACCGACACCAGAGAGACGCUGUUGCCGGGAUAUUUGUACAAGAAUGUCUUGGAGCGGAGAAGUUACGAAAGACCAACCAUCGAGGAAUACGAAGACGUGGAGUUACUCUCGGGGCGAGUUUUUCCGCAGGUCGCUCGCGAGUGUUUCCAAAGUUUUGAUCGCUUCGCGGUUAGAUACUUCGAGCCGACGGAUUCGGCGCUUCUUUACUUCAGCAACAACAACGAGACGGACGACGUUCUGUCCGAGAAGACGCGCCGCUCGUCGAGUAUACGUACGCCCGUCCGAUUCCACGACUUCUGCAAAUACAUCGUGCGGGAGGAAGAGAAUUGGAUGAAGAGACGCGAGAUGCGGGAGACGCGCCAAUCGGAGCCGACAGGAAGAUUUAUGAAGGAACCCGCCGAGGUGGAAGACGACGCGAUCAUAUUCGACGACGAGUGCUUCGUACUUCCGGACUCGCUGAAAGCGCGCCAUCUGAGGGAGUGGUGUCCGGGUCGCGACAAAAUUUCCGAAACGAGCAUAUCGCCCGAGGACGUCCGCCAGGGCGACGAAAUGACGGGAGAGAAGCGUGACGGGGCGCCGAUGACGGGGAGCGGAAACGAGCGAGCGGACGUGAGAGUUACGAGCGGAAAAACAUCGAUGACGGGGAAAAAAUCGGGCCGGGAGAUAGAUGAUGCCGAUACGGCCAUCGCGAAAAAAAUUCUAUCACCCCGAUGUGCCGGGCAAGAGGACGAGAGGGAUGGCAAGCCCCGCGACUUCCUCGGUUAUGAUCUCGGGUGUGUUCGCGUUCAAGUGACUCAUCGCGGCGAGAGCUUCUUCCUGAGCGACGGCAUCACGGUGCGGAUCGAGGUCGACAACUGGCUUUACGGUGACUUCGAUUUGCGCGUCGCCGUCGCCCUGCGAGACUGCACCUUGCGAUUGUCCGGAGGAGCUGAUCGCCAUCGAUCGCCAAAUGCAUUUCACUUGACGACGAGGCAGGGGAUCGUGCUGGGUUUCCGCCGCAGCGGGGAGCCGGGUAUAAUCGAUACGGCCGAGCUCGCGGCCAGAAAGAGCAAUUCGGAACAAUUGACGGUGUCGAAGGGUAGGAAGGAAUAUGUCAUGGAUCCUGUGCGCAACAACGAAUCGAACGCGGACGUCCGGCUGUCGCAAAAUCGCACGAAAAUGCCAGCUGGAAAACGCGUGACUGUUAAGUUUCGUUUCGAUCAGAAUAUGACAGAGUGA
Messenger RNA from Odontomachus brunneus, 3015 nucleotides. RefSeq lists its product as uncharacterized. The record is from RefSeq and is a predicted model, not a curated record. Lineage: Eukaryota; Metazoa; Arthropoda; Insecta; Hymenoptera; Formicidae. Bases 1 to 3015 code for a protein of 1004 amino acids. Gene Ontology annotation, biological process: epithelial cilium movement involved in extracellular fluid movement; axonemal central apparatus assembly. The transcript has 4 exons. Gene Ontology annotation, cellular component: axonemal central apparatus.